Messenger RNA from Penicillium subrubescens, 4882 nucleotides. RefSeq names its product sister chromatid cohesion factor PDS5. The transcript is spliced from 3 exons. Bases 32 to 4537 code for a protein of 1501 amino acids. NCBI's taxonomy places the organism in Eukaryota, Fungi, Ascomycota, Eurotiomycetes, Eurotiales, Aspergillaceae. Gene Ontology annotation, cellular component: nucleus; chromatin. The record is from RefSeq and is a predicted model, not a curated record. Gene Ontology annotation, biological process: mitotic sister chromatid cohesion; DNA repair.
CUAGUCCCAUGUGAGCGCGGUUACCGUCAUCAUGCCUUCGCGCACUCGCCAAGGUCCUGCUGAUGAGCCUGAAGAAGAGACUGGCCUUCGCAGCCUGUCCUUCAAUCAGCCGCUCUCCUGGCGCGUGGGGCGCUCCGCCAUCCCCAUUGCCGAUCUCCUCGAACGCCUGCAGACCCUCGGCCAGGAACUUCGCAAACUCGAACAGGAAGAAAUUGACAAGGAAUCUCUGACCAAGGUCUCCCAAGAGCUCGCCAGUGCUCAUUUGCUAGCGCAUAAGGAUAGGGGUGUCCGGGCCUGGGCCACCUGCUGCAUUGUCGAUGUCUUGCGACUUUGCGCGCCGGACGCGCCCUUUACCAGGAAUCAGCUCAAGGAUAUCUUCACUUGCGUGGUCACCUCCAUCAUCCCCGCACUCGCCGAUCCAUCCAACGCCUACAAUGCGCAGCAUAUUUACGUCUUGGGCUCACUCGCCGAGGUCAAGAGUAUCGUUCUCAUGACGGAUCUUGAUCACCCGGAUUCGCUCAUUGUCCCCCUUUUCACCGCCUGCUUCGAUAUUGUCUCGGGAUCAUCCAAGGCCUCCACCGGUGAGGAAGUUGCCAAGGGUGUUGAGUUCGACAUGACUCGACUUUUGGUUACUGUCAUCGAUGAGACACCAGUUUUGGCUGCAGAAGUCGUCGACACCAUCGUGGCGCAGUUCCUGCGGGUUGACCCUCGAGUGCUGGACAACCCCAAGAAAGGCAAGCGGACCGACGCACCCUUGGACGCCAAGCAAGAUACCCUCCUAUUGAAGGAUUAUCCCCCAGCCUACAACAUGGCCAAGGCGAUUUGCCAGGCUUGCCCAGAGCGAAUGACCAGCCAUAUCAGCCAGUAUUUCAACAAUGUCAUCAUCGAUGCCUCUGGUGGCUCCAACCAAGCAAAUGGAGCUAAGGGCAGUCGCAAACCGAACCUCGAUGACUCGGAUGAGGAGGGUGAGGAUAUUAAGGAACUGAGCAAGGCGCAUCGUUUGAUUCGAGAGCUAUGGCGCGCCUGUCCGGAAGUCUUGCAAAAUGUUAUCCCGCAAGUGGAAGCUGAAUUGUCUGCGGAAUCAGUUGCUCUGCGGUUGCUGGCCACCCAGACUAUUGGUGAUCUUGCGGCGGGCAUUGGUGUUGCAGGUCCACCUCCGCCUCCGGCUAUGGAUCCCGCAGCAUACCCGCCUGUCACAUUGGAGGAAUUGUCGCAAAUUGUCACUCAGACCAGUGUUCUUUUGACGCCAGUCUCCCCAAAGCCUUUCUCGCAAGUUCACGCCUCAGCUUACGAGGCCUUCUUGAGCCGAAGACUCGACAAGACCCCUUCAGUGCGCGCUGCAUGGGCCACCGUUGUGGGCCGGAUUCUGUUGACUUCUGCCGGCGGCUCUGGUUUGAGUGACCAUGAGGAACAAUCACUUGUCGAGAGUCUCGCCGACAUGCUUCGUGAUGCCGAUGAGAAGGUCCGUGUUGCUGCAGUUGAUACCGUUGGGCAGUUCGGGCUGUCCCAUGUUGUUCACAAGUUGGGAAUGAAAGGCGGGUGCUCUACCGAAAACUCCGUUCUUGCAAUUCUCGCAGAGCGAGUCAAGGAUCGGAAGCCUCAAGUCCGUGAGCAUGCGAUGAAAAUCCUUGCACGCAUGUGGGCGGUUGCAGCUGGUGAGAUUGAGCAGAACACUGAACCCGCGGUGUCUCUGUUGAAGGAUGCGCCAUCCAAAAUCUUUGAUGCGUUCUACACCAACGAUCAGGAGAUCCAUAUUCUGAUUGACCGAGUCCUUUUCGAAACCCUCCUCCCCCUCAAUUACCCCCCUAUCAAGACGAAACUUUCUCGAUCCGCAUCGAACCAGUCGCAGAAGCAAAAAGAUAGCCAGGCCUCUGAGCCCGAGCAGGAAAACGAUGUCGAUAAGAUUCGUGUUCGUCGAAUUCUUACGCUACUUCGAGGUCUGGAUGAGAAGGCCCGAAGAGUGUUCUUUGUCAUGCUUGCACGUCAACUGUCUAUGAGGUCAGCGAUGACGCUCUACCUGGAAGCCUGUGAGAAGUACAACGGCGGUGUUGUCGAUAAGGAUGAAGAGCAGGUCAAGGCCCAGCUUUCACGGAUCAUUGAAUCGUUGUCCAAGACCUUCCCAGAUACGUCGCGUGCCUCUGCGGACCUGUGGAAGUUUGCCAAGGUCCAUGACCGUCGCAGCUAUCAGCUGAUUCGCUUUGCCAUGGCAGCCGUUAGCGAUUAUCGUACCGUGAUCAAGGCCAUCAGAGAGCUGCAACGACGUGCACAAAGUGCCAACAAUACCCCCCUCCUCGAGACCAUCACACCUCUCUUAUACCGCUCCAGCUCGCUCAUCUUCAACCGGAGUCACAUCCCGGCUAUCAUGAGCCUCUCUCGGACCGACGAGAAUGGCUUGGCAAAUGCCGCGCAGGAGAUGCUCAAGCAAAUUUCCUCGCAGAACCCAGAGGUCUUGGAGGCACAGGUCCAAGAAAUGUGCAAGGAUCUCGAAGCACAUGCUCCAAAGGCAAACUCGCCCGGUGAUGCUAGCACCGAAGAGAUCCUCAAGGCUUGCGCUGGUUUCGCUAAGAAGCUCCCAGCCAAGCUUCCAAAGGAGCGCAAGUUUUUCCAAGCUCUUACCAACUACGCGUUGUACAGCACCUCGCCCGCUUCUGCCAAGCAUGCCGUCUCUAUUCUCAUGGCCACGGCCGAUCGUAAGGAGAUGUACGCCAAGGACCUCGUUCAAAAGUGUGUUAAGAAGUGGUCCUAUGGUUCUGACCACUUCCUUACUCGUCUCGCCGCCUUAUCGCAACUGAACCUUCUCGCACCGAGGGAGGCUGAUGAGGAGAGCGACGCUAUUAUUUCCAUCGCUAUCAACCAAGUCCUCCUGACUAACCGCGCUCCUGAGAAUGAUCCCGAGUACAGCUGGUCUGAGACCGCGGAUGAGGAGACGCAGGCUAAGGAAUGGGCACUCAAGAUCAUUGUGAAUCGUCUUCGGGCUAAGGAUGGAUCAGACGGUGAUGAUGAUUUCCGUGCACAUGCCGAGCCUGUUUACGACACUCUGAACAAGUUGGUCGCAGGCGAGGGUGAAUUGUCCAAGAAAAAGGAUACUCCGGCGACUCAAAAGUCGCGCCUCCGCCUUCUUGCUGCAAAGUCCCUCGUCAAGCUGUGUUCUACUGGAGCACUGUGCGACCAACUCCUUACUCCGGCGAACUUCAACUCGAUCGCGCUGAUGGCACAAGAUCGACUUCUUCCGGUGCGCAGUGCGUUCAUCAAUCACCUCAAGAAGAAGCUCGUGCAGCGGACACACUUAAGCCAUCGCUGGUACAUCAUUCCCUGUCUUCUCGCUUUCGAGCCCAGCAAGACCUUGAAGGAGAGUACGCUUACCUGGCUGCGAUCCCGUGCCGCCUUCUACUCUCAACAGGCCCAAGCAAGUGGAAAGAGGACUGAACAGACGAUGGUGAUGGAGUUGAUCUUCUCCCGUCUCUUGUCCCUACUUGCCUACCACCCCGACUACCCAUCCGAUGAGCUUGACGAGUCCACGAGGCUGGGCGAUUUGAGUGACUUUGCGCAGUAUAUUAUCUACUAUCUUUCUGCCGUGGCCAAUGAGCAUAACAUGUCCCUGAUCUUCCACGUUGCCCAGCGCGUCAAGCAAUUCCGCGACGGUAUCACCAAGUCCGAUGAGAUCUCCACUCGCCUUCACACUCUUUCCGACCUCGCGCAAGCUACGAUCCGACGCUUUGCUGAUAUUUACUCCCAACAACACAAGUUUGGUGGUGGUAGCAGCGGUGCUACGAACCUUCUCCAGACAUAUCCUGGAAAAAUGGGUGUUCCCAGCUCUCUUUUCUCCUCGAUGACCAGCCACCGCGAGGCCCAGGACGUUGCAGACAAGAACUUCCUCCCUGAUGAGAUUGACGAUCGUCUCGACCGCGUGGUGCGGGCUGCCAUGAAGCCCAAGAGCUCUUCUCACAGCGCACAAAGCGGAUAUGUGAAGAAGCGCAAGCCCGAGUCUGCUGAUGCGAACGGUAACUCGUCCGCGUCGAAGAAGCCCCGCAAGGAGAAACCUGGCCGGCCGCCUCGCAAGUCCACAUCCUCUGUUGGUGUCAGCAAGCCCCGGCGCAAGCGCACAGGAGAUGACGAAUGGCCGUCCGAUGUGGGCUCUGACGAUGACAAGCCCAAGUCUAGCUCUGCCCGUCGACGUAGUAGCCGCGGCACCAGCAAGCAGGGUGUCAGCUAUGCCGACAAGGACAGCGAUGAGGACGACCAGGAGAUGGAGAAGUGGGAGGAGGUCCAAGAAGCUGAGGACCAGGAUGAUGAUGACGAUGACGAGGAAGAGGAAGUCCAAGACUCGGACGAGGAGAUGCAGGACGAGGAUGACGAGAACAAUGACCAAGAGGAAGAAAAUGCCGAGGACUCCAGCGAGAAAGAGAAUUCUCCUCCAGUCCCGGCAAAGCGUGGUCCAAAGCCGAAGGCGAAGGCAUCCGGGUCAAGGGGCAAUACUCGUGCAAAGCAACCAACUACAACAACAUUGCCGACUCGUCGAUCCUCCCGUCGAGGAUGAUCUAGAUUCUUUUUCCUUCCAAUUCCGAGUCGCGUGGGGACAUCUGCCUUUUUUUGAUCUUUUCACGGCGGUAUCUUCUUAUUGUUCUACUACUCCUUGCAAAAAGACGCCUCUGUCACCCUUUUCUAUUGUUACAUCUGUCUUGCGUUGCUUUUUCUUACAGUCGAUGACAAUUCGAGAUGUAUACCCAAUCUGCCUUUGAUGCUUUUUUUUUCUUCAUCAGCCUCCUGUUCUUUCAUGAGUUCGUGCUUCUGCCUAUUUACUAUUACAGUCAAUAUCAUCAAUAUUUCUGUAUCUAGCUCGGAUAUCAACGUGUCACUUACAUGUAGUUUGGACUAGUAGAGG